This is a messenger RNA of Paramecium pentaurelia, 1608 nucleotides long. The record is from the annotation of a GenBank genome assembly. Lineage: Eukaryota; Ciliophora; Oligohymenophorea; Peniculida; Parameciidae.
AUGAGUACAUUGAUUAAUCCAUUUAUGAUAGAAUAAGAUAUUGACCUUCAAUGUUCCAAAAAACACAAGUUACCUAUAUAAAUGGUUGUUUUUGAUUCAAAAUUGACUAAAAAUGAGAGAUUACUAUGUUCUGAUUGUAUCCAAGAUUUUGAAUCUGAUGUCAAAAUGGUAGGUUUAUCUAAAGUUCUAUAAAUGAUUGAUCAUAAAUUUAGUAAACUUAGAGAAUUUAAAGAAACUUUAAUAUCAACCAAUAUAGAAUAUAUUGAAAUGAUAUCAAGAAAUUUAUUUGAAAUCAAAUCAAAUAUUAAUUAAACUAUCGAUUAAUUGAUUGGUAAUUCUGAAGAAUGGAUCAAAUUUCUUAAUUAAUUAGGAUAACAAACUUAAACUUAUAGUUUUUUUGAAGAAUUAGAACUACUUAUUUAAAAUUAAUAAAAAGAUGAUUUAAAUAAACAAAUACUUAAAGAAAUUUAAGAAAUUAAUCUAUCUUGGAUUACUAAAAUUACUUAUAAAAUUUAAUAGUUAAACUAAAAUUCUAAAUCUUUAAUAAAAGAGCUUAGAUAAUAAUUACUAACUCUUGUAAAUAACUAUAAAACAAAGGAAACCUAAUAAAAUUAAUAAUUACAAGUUGAUCCAAUUAAUCUUAAAUUAAUCAACAAUACUUAUUAUUAGUCUGAUGAUUGCUUUGCUAUUUCAUUUAAUAAUAUUGGAUCUCUUAUGAUCUCUGGAUGUGGGAAAUAUAUAAAAUUAUGGGAUUUUUUAAAUGGAAAUAUAAAGGAAGUUUUAAAAUUGAAAGGACAUGAUGAUAAAAUAAGAUGUCUUUCUUUCACUCAUUCUAAUAAUAGUUUCAUUUCGGGUUCUGGAGAUUGUUCAAUUAGAUGUUGGAAGCAAAUCAAUUUUAAAUAAUGGAAAUCUUCAUAACCAUAUUAGGAUCAUACUGAUUAAAUUGAAUGUAUACUCUUAAGUAAAGAUGACAGUUAAUUAAUUUCAUGUAGUCAAGAUUAAUCAAUUAAAAUUUGGAAUUUUGAUAUUAACAAUAAUGAGUUAAAAUUACAAUAAUCCUUAAAUUAAUGUAAAAGUUGUAUAAACAGCAUAACAUUGAAUUUUACUGAAACCAUUUUAGUAUCAUGUGGAGAUGAUAACGAAAUUAUUAUAUGGAGAAAGAAUAAAUAAAAUUAUUGGGAGUAUGAAAAUAUGGUUACAUAAUCUGAUAAUGAAUAUGGAACUAAAGUUUGCUUCUUAAAAGAUGAUAAAUUUAUUUGGGUUAGUGGUGAUAUAAAGAAUUGUAAUUUAGCUAGAAUCUUUUAAAUUUAAGAUGGAAAAUUAAUAGAAAAUAAAACUUAUAAUAUAGAAUUAGAGUAUGAUGAUGAAUUCUAUGAUCUGAAUCUGUUUCCUAUUGUAUACAAUAAAGAAUAAAAUAUUAUAUUAAUUAGACAUAAAUUUAACAUUUAUUUGCUUAGGGAAUAAAAUGAUGGUUCUUUUAAAAUAGCUAAUAAAGUUAAAUAAUUUAGUAAUUCGAUUUAAGGUUCUAUGACAAAAGAUGCUAAAUAUUUAGUUUUUUGGGAUUCUAAUGAAAAACUAUAUUCAAUUUAUGAAAUAUAAUCUAAAUGA